Messenger RNA from Cyclopterus lumpus (lumpfish), 4370 nucleotides. Its product is annotated as ATP-dependent RNA helicase DHX8. Gene Ontology annotation, biological process: spliceosomal complex disassembly; mRNA splicing, via spliceosome. The transcript has 23 exons. Bases 102 to 3860 code for a protein of 1252 amino acids. Lineage: Eukaryota; Metazoa; Chordata; Actinopteri; Perciformes; Cyclopteridae. Gene Ontology annotation, molecular function: RNA helicase activity; RNA binding; ATP binding. The record is from RefSeq and is a predicted model, not a curated record. Gene Ontology annotation, cellular component: intracellular anatomical structure; catalytic step 2 spliceosome.
AAAGACGUAACCGAAAGUCGCCCACGUUGGAUAAUGUCUGCGCGUGUCUUCCUUCGCUGAAACAAAAACACGGCUCGAGGAAAGAAAAAAAAAAAAAAGAAAUGGCAGACGGUGGAGUCGACGAGCUAUCGCAGCUCGAAUAUCUGUCUUUGGUGUCGAAGGUCUGCACGGAGCUUGACAACCAUCUUGGAAUAAGUGACAAAGAUUUAGCUGAGUUUGUCAUCGACCUCGCUGAGAAACAACCGAGCUUCGAUGGAUUCAAAGAACUGCUGCUUAAAAAUGGAGCCGAAUUCACAGAUUCUCUCGUCGGUAAUCUGCUCAGGCUCAUUCAGACUAUGCGACCUCCGUCCAUGUCCUCCACGAUUAAAGCCUCCGAGGCUGUGGUCAAGCCGAAGACGGAGAAGGACAAGAUGAAGGAGUUGUUUCCUGCACUGUGUAGAGCGGACGAGCCUCCUCCGAAGAAGCUACUAGAUGAAGAUGAAGAUGAUGUGAAGAUAGCAGCUGAUGCCAUGAAAGAGCUGGAGAUGUUUCUGCCCAGUGUCAGCGGGACGGACGCUAAAAGCAUUAAGAGCAGGUCAGAAAAGAGCCGACGCCACAGCCGAAGUCGCAGCAGAAGCAGAGAAAGAGACCGAAGCAGAGAAAGAGACCGACACAGAGACGGAGACCGAAACAGAGAUCGAGACCGAAACAGAGGAGACGGAGACCGAAACAGAGACGGGGAUCGAGGCCGAGACGGAGACCGAAGCAGAGACCGAGAUCGAGACCGAAACGGAGACCGAGACCGGAACAAACGCCACCGCUCCAGGUCUCCGUCCAGAGAUCAGGAUCGGCACAGAGAUGGCGACAGAGAGCGCAGCAAAAGAAGAGACAAAUCUUCCCGCUGGUCUGAGCGCUCGCCAAGUCCCAAAAAAGACCAAGAACAAGACAAAGACUCUGAUCGCUGGAAGGACAAACACGUGGACCGCCCGCCGCCGGAAGAACCGUCCGUUGGCGACAUUUACAACGGCAAAAUCACCAGCAUCAUGCAGUUUGGAUGCUUUGUUCAGCUGGAGGGAUUAAGGAAACGAUGGGAGGGGUUGGUUCACAUUUCCGAGCUGCGUCGAGAAGGACGCGUGGCCAACGUCGCCGACGUCGUCAGCAAAGGCCAACGAGUGAAGAUCAAGGUGCUCUCGUUCACCGGCUCCAAGACCAGCCUCAGUAUGAAGGAUGUGGACCAGGAGACUGGAGAGGACCUGAACCCCAACAGGAGGAGGAACGUAGGCCCAGACGGGGACGAGAUCACCAUGAGGAACCCCGACCGGCCCAGCAACAUGAACCUGGGCCAGCCCCCCGAGCUGGAGCAGGACGACACCCUGGAGCGCAAGAGGCUCACCAAGAUCUCUGACCCCGAGAAGUGGGAAAUCAAACAGAUGAUCGCUGCCAACGUCUUGUCCAAAGAAGAGUUCCCCGACUUCGACGACGAGACGGGGAUCCUUCCUAAAGUUGACGAUGAAGAGGAUGAAGAUCUGGAAAUCGAGCUGGUAGAAGAGGAACCCCCGUUCCUGAGGGGGCACACCAAACAAAGCAUGGACAUGAGCCCGGUCAAGAUUGUCAAGAAUCCAGAUGGCUCUCUGUCUCAAGCCGCCAUGAUGCAGAGCGCUCUGGCGAAAGAGAGGCGAGAGCUGAAGCAGGCCGCACGAGAGGCGGAGAUGGACUCCAUCCCCAUGGGGCUGAAUAAACACUGGGUCGACCCGCUGCCAGACGUUGAUGGUCGGCAGAUUGCGGCUAACAUGAGGGGCAUUGGCAUGAUGCCCAACGACAUCCCCGAGUGGAAGAAGCAUGCUUUCGGAGGCAACAAGGCCUCCUACGGAAAGAAGACCCAGCUCUCCAUCCUGGAGCAGAGGGAGAGCCUGCCCAUCUACAAGCUGAAGGAGCAGCUCAUUCAGGCCGUUCACGACAACCAGAUCCUGAUUGUGAUUGGAGAGACGGGUUCCGGUAAGACCACGCAGAUCACCCAGUACCUGGCGGAGGCGGGCUACACCACCAGGGGCAAGAUCGGCUGCACGCAGCCCCGCCGCGUGGCCGCCAUGUCCGUGGCCAAGAGAGUCUCCGAGGAGUACGGCUGCUGUCUGGGUCAAGAGGUGGGUUACACCAUCCGUUUUGAGGACUGCACCAGCCCCGAGACGGUGAUCAAGUACAUGACGGACGGCAUGCUGCUGAGAGAGUGUCUGAUCGACUCUGAACUGGGCCAGUACGCCAUCAUCAUGUUGGACGAAGCUCACGAGAGGACGAUCCACACCGACGUGCUCUUCGGUCUGCUCAAGAAGACUGUGCAGAAGCGCACGGACAUGAAGCUGAUCGUAACGUCGGCCACGCUGGACGCCGUGAAGUUCUCCCAGUAUUUCUACGAGGCGCCCAUCUUCACCAUCCCGGGGAGAACCUAUCCGGUGGAGGUGCUCUACACCAAAGAGCCCGAGACGGACUACCUGGACGCCAGCCUCAUCACGGUCAUGCAGAUUCACCUGACCGAGCCUCCGGGUGACGUCCUGGUGUUUCUGACAGGACAGGAAGAGAUCGACACGGCCUGUGAGAUCCUGUACGACCGGAUGAAGUCCCUGGGGCCGGAUGUUCCCGAGCUGAUCAUCCUGCCGGUUUACUCCGCCCUGCCCAGCGAGAUGCAGACCAGGAUCUUUGACCCGGCGCCCCCGGGCAGCAGAAAGGUGGUCAUCGCCACAAACAUCGCCGAGACGUCUCUGACCAUCGAUGGAAUCUAUUACGUUGUGGAUCCCGGCUUUGUCAAGCAAAAGGUGUACAACUCAAAGACGGGCAUUGACCAGCUGGUGGUGACUCCCAUCUCACAGGCCCAGGCCAAGCAGAGGGCCGGUCGAGCCGGCCGAACGGGCCCCGGGAAGACGUACAGGCUCUACACGGAGAGGGCCUACAGGGACGAGAUGCUGACCACCAACGUGCCCGAGAUCCAGAGGACCAACUUGGCCAGCACGGUGCUGUCCCUGAAGGCGAUGGGCAUCAACGACCUGCUGUCUUUCGACUUCAUGGACGCUCCUCCCAUGGAGACUCUGAUCACGGCCAUGGAGCAGCUCUACACUCUGGGCGCUCUGGAUGACGAAGGCCUGCUCACGCGGCUGGGCAGAAGGAUGGCCGAGUUUCCUCUGGAGCCCAUGUUGUGCAAGAUGCUGAUCAUGUCCGUCCACCUGGGCUGCAGCGAAGAGAUGCUCACCAUCGUGUCCAUGCUGUCGGUGCAGAACGUCUUCUACAGGCCCAAGGACAAGCAGGCCUUGGCGGACCAGAAGAAGGCAAAGUUUCACCAGCCGGAGGGCGACCACCUGACCCUGCUGGCGGUCUACAACUCGUGGAAGAACAACAAGUUCUCCAACCCCUGGUGUUAUGAGAACUUCAUCCAGGCCCGCUCCCUGCGCAGAGCCCAGGACAUCCGCAAGCAGAUGCUGGGUAUCAUGGACCGACACAAGCUGGACGUGGUGUCUUGUGGCAAAGCGACCGUACGGGUCCAGAAAGCCAUCUGCAGCGGCUUCUUCAGGAACGCAGCCAAGAAGGAUCCUCAAGAGGGCUACCGCACCCUGAUAGACCAGCAGGUGGUGUACAUCCACCCCUCCAGCGCCCUGUUCAACCGGCAGCCCGAGUGGGUCGUGUACCACGAGCUGGUGCUGACCACCAAGGAGUACAUGCGGGAGGUGACCACCAUCGACCCGCGCUGGCUGGUGGAGUUUUCGCCGGCCUUCUUCAAAGUGUCCGACCCGACGCGCCUCAGCAAGCAGAAGAAACAGCAGCGCCUGGAGCCGCUCUACAACCGCUACGAGGAGCCCAACGCCUGGAGGAUCUCCCGGGCCUUCCGGCGCCGCUGACGCGCGUGACGUCAACGAAUGCGUAAAAACUAAUUGAUGAGUCGGCUGGGUCGACGUGUACCGGCUCAUUCACUUUUUAAAAAAAAAGAUGUUGUACAUUUCCCCCCCCCAGAAGCUCCGACAUUAAUCUGUCUAGGUCGGAUUUUUAGUGUCAUUAUUUUAGGGAACGUGGAGCUCAUAUUUUCAUAGCACUAAUACGGGAACAAAACUAAUAAAAAAAUGUCCACAGGUGAAGUUUAAAAGUUAAAUCUUCUGGGAGACUGUGGACUAUUUGUUUUGACUCUGUAAACUGCAAAUGGCAUAUAAUGUUAUGCCCGAAUAAGACCCGUUUGUGAUGGAGUCUUCAUGCUUCACUAGUCAACGGUAGUCGGAUCAUUAAUAUUGAACGGCGUAUAUGUGUUUGAUAGAUUUUGUACAAUUGCUCAGACAUCUGUCACUCGUCUGUGUAAGAAGAAUGUGUGUUGCUCUCUGACGAUGCGUCCUCAUUAAAUACAUGAUUUUUUUUUUUUA